Triticum urartu is the source of this 1175-nucleotide messenger RNA. Its product is annotated as peroxidase 45-like. NCBI's taxonomy places the organism in Eukaryota, Viridiplantae, Streptophyta, Magnoliopsida, Poales, Poaceae. Gene Ontology annotation, biological process: response to oxidative stress; hydrogen peroxide catabolic process. Gene Ontology annotation, molecular function: heme binding; peroxidase activity. The record is from RefSeq and is a predicted model, not a curated record.
UUACUACUAGGACUGGAGUAGGGCAGAAGCCAUCACUUUCGAACAGCUAAUUAAGAAAUUUUGUAACAGUGUUGACAAAAGCAGUUCAAGGGGUCGAUCCGUCUAUGCAUUCCAUGGCAAAUCUCGCCGCCAUCGUGUUCGUCGUCAUCCUCAAAGUGGCUGUCCUCUGGCCGUUCACGGCCGCGCAGCUGAGGCCGGACUACUACGCCGGAGUCUGCCCCAACCUGGAGGGCAUUGUCCGGAGCUCCGUGAAGCAGUCCAUGGUGAAGUCCCCCAUCUCCGCCCCCGCCACCCUCAGGCUCUUCUUCCACGACUGCGCCACCACGGGCUGUGACGCGUCGGUCAUGAUCAUCGGUUCGACCGGAGACGACGAGAACCCCGACGGAUAUUUGCUGAAGCCGGAGGGCUUCCAGACAAUCCUCGACGCCAAGGCUGCCGUGGACAGCGACCCGCAGUGCCGUUACAAGGUGUCCUGCGCCGACAUAAUCGCCCUCGCCACAAGAGAGUCCGUCUCCCAGAGCGGAGGGCCGAACUACACGGUGGAGCUGGGCAGGUACGACGGGAGGAAGUCGACGGACAGAAGUGUCAGGCUGCCGGACCCCAGCGACAACCUGGACAGCCUCAACGCCUUCUUCUCAACCUUGGGCCUCUCCCAGACCGACAUGAUCGCACUAUCAGGUGGCCACACCUUGGGCGCGGCAGACUGCGACUUCUUCAAGUACAGGACUGGUGGCAACGACCAGAGCAUGAACCCGAGCUUCGACGCGCAGCUCCAAGAGACAUGUGCCAAACAGAACUUCGCGUUCCUGGAUGACGUGACACCGAUAGGGUUCGACAACUUGUACUACCGGAACCUGCAAAACGGCAGGGGGCUCCUGGGAUCCGACCAGGUGCUGUACACGGAUGAGAGGUCCCGUGGCACCGUGGACUUCUACGCGGCCAACCAGGGCACCUUCUUCUCCGACUUCGUCAUUGCCAUGACGAAGCUCGGCAGGGUCGGGGUCAAGACGGCCGCUGAUGGCGAGCUACGCCGUGACUGCCGGUACCCAAACUAAGGCCCGUCAACCCAUGCAAAGGCACGGCCUAGCAGUGUUGGACAAAAAAUGAAGAAUAAAAUCUCUGGAAUAAUGUUUUGCUUUACUUAAAAAGGAAAUUUCAAUUUGUCUACUUUAGUA